Salvelinus fontinalis (brook trout) is the source of this 10886-nucleotide messenger RNA. RefSeq names its product APC regulator of WNT signaling pathway 2 (gene apc2). Bases 114 to 7670 code for a protein of 2518 amino acids. The record is from RefSeq and is a predicted model, not a curated record. Gene Ontology annotation, molecular function: gamma-catenin binding; beta-catenin binding; microtubule binding. Lineage: Eukaryota; Metazoa; Chordata; Actinopteri; Salmoniformes; Salmonidae. The transcript is spliced from 15 exons. Gene Ontology annotation, cellular component: cytoplasmic microtubule; catenin complex; beta-catenin destruction complex. Gene Ontology annotation, biological process: positive regulation of protein catabolic process; cell migration; Wnt signaling pathway.
GCACGCAGCUAGUGGUGAAUUCAGCAUCCAUCCCACAGAGUCCGCUCUCUCAUUCCACGCCCUACUGAAAUCCACACGGCUCGGGAAAUGAGGGACCACAACACUGCCUGAAGAUGGCCAACUCCACAGCUUCCUAUGACCAGCUGGUCUACCAGGUGGAAGCUCUCCGCCAGGAGAACUCCCAUCUGCGUAGAGAGCUGGAGGACAACUCCAACCACCUGUCUAAGCUCGAGAACGAGACCACCGACAUGAAGGGGGUAUUGAAGGGCCUGCAGAAUAAACUGGAGCUGGAGGCUGGCACUUUGGCCUCCUCAGGGAGGACUGAUGUGCUGGAUCAGCUCAAAGAGUUGCACAUGGACCUGACCAACUACUAUGAGCUGAAGUACCAGCCGCACAAUCUGCGCGUCCUCCCAGACAGUCUAGCCAGUCUGGCAGCUCAGUCGAGUGACAUGGACGAUCGUCUGGCCUGCUUGCCUCCCUCCUCCUCCAGAGCCAGGAGCCCCCUACGGCCUUCAUCCCGCCAGAGCUCCUCUCUGUCAGGGGAGGGCACGGCCGUGCAUCCUGGACACCCCCACCUCAUGGAUGGAGCCCUGGCCAAAGCCAUGCUGGGAGACGGACGUAUCACGGCCCAGCAUCUGGAAGACCUCUACAAAGAGAGGGCUAUGCUGGUGAGUGAGAUAGACAAGGAGGAGAGGGAGCGUCACUGGUACUACAGCCAGCUCCAGGGCCUGUCUCAGCGGCUGAACCAACUGCCACGCAUCGACACAUUCUCCAUACAGAUGGACCUCAUUCGCCAGCAGCUGGAGUUCGAGGCGCAGCAGUUGCGUUCUGUCAUGGAGGAACGCUUCGGAACCAGCGAUGAAAUGGUCCAGCGGACUCAGAUCCGUGUGGCUCGUCUGGAACAGCUAGAGAAAGAGCUACAGGAGGCCCAGGAGUCCAGAGGCUCCCAGGAGAAGAACCUGUGUGAGAUCUCAAGCUGUGAAACAGAAAAUGCAUUGUCUUCUUCUGCGAUUGAUGCACAAGGAGAUGGAAGCAAAGUGGAGAUGGUGUUCUGGCUGCUCUCCAUGUUGGCCAACCGGGACAGGGAGGAGAUGUCCCGCACUCUGCUGACCAUGUCCAGCUCCCAAGACAGCUGCAUCGCCAUGCGCAAGUCAGGCUGUGUCCCCCUGCUGGUGCAGAUCCUUCACGACGGCCCAGGGGGCGCCGGAGAGGCGGACGGAAGUACAGGGUGCAGCCGGGAGGCCCGAUCCAGAGCCAGCGCUGCCCUGCACAACAUAGUGUACUCCCAGCCAGACGAGGGCCAAGCCCGGCGGGAGAUGAGGGUGCUGCACGUGCUGGAGCAGAUCCGCUCGCACUGUGACAGCGGCUGGGACUGGAUCGAGAGCCACGUGGGGAGGCCCUCCCCCGGAGGUACUACAACCACAGACAUCCCUGAGACAUUGGAGCCCCAGAUCUGCCAGGCCAUGUGUGCUGUCAUGAAGCUCUCCUUUGAGGAGGAGUACCGACAAGCCAUGAAUGAACUAGGGGGGUUGCAGGUAGUUGCAGAGCUAAUGCACUUGGACCAGGAGCUGUACGGAAUGAAGAACGAUCCCAUCAAUAUGGCGCUUCGACGCUACGCAGGGAUGGCGCUGACAAACCUAACUUUCGGAGAUGUAGUCAACAAGGCCACUCUCUGCACAAAGAAAAGCUGCCUGCAGGCCAUUGUUGCCCAACUUGCAUCUGAUAGUGAGGAACUACAUCAGGUAGUGUCUAGUAUUCUGAGAAAUCUGUCAUGGCGUGCAGACAUCAACAGCAAGAGGGUCCUUAGAGACAUAGGGAGUGUAACAGGAUUGAUAACCUGUGCUCUUCAAGCCACAAAAGAAUCCACGUUGAAGAGCCUCCUCAGCGCUCUGUGGAACCUGUCAGCACACAGUCCUGAGAACAAGGUGGCCAUUUGCUCAGUAGAUGGGGCUCUGGGCUUCUUGGUCAGCACCCUCACCUACAGAUGUCAGACCAACUCACUGGCAAUCAUCGAGAGUGGAGGUGGCAUCCUGCGCAAUGUUUCCAGUCUUGUGGCCACACGGGAUGAUUACAGGCAAAUCCUCAGGGACCACAACUGUCUCCAAACACUGCUUCAGCACCUGCGCUCUCACAGCCUGACGAUUGUGAGCAACGCUUGUGGGACUCUCUGGAACCUCUCUGCCCGCAGUCCCAAGGACCAGGAACUGCUGUGGGACCUGGGAGCAGUCAGCAUGCUGCGCAACCUCAUCCACUCCAAGCACAAAAUGAUAGCCAUGGGAAGUGCCGCAGCUUUACGGAACCUGCUCACGAAUCGGCCCCUCAAGUAUAAGGAUGCUGCGGUCAUAUCCCCUGGUUCCUGCAUGCCCUCGCUCUACAUGAGGAAGCAGAAAGCACUGGAGGCUGAGCUAGAUGCAAAGCACCUUGCUGAAACAUUUGAUUCCAUUGAAAAACAAAGCAGCCCCAAGCAUCCAAGCAUUAACAAGCCGCUGCGGCAUAUCGAGAGCCUGGCAAAGGAUUAUGCAUCUGACUCAGGCUGCUUUGACGAUGAUGAGGCCCCUAAUGUCUCCAGUAGUCUGGAUACAGGGAGUUUCUCCAUGCUCUCCAUGUUCCUGACGAAUUCCAACUUUCUUCAAAACCAGCCUCGCAAGAAGGACAGUGAACCGGAGAGAGACGUGGAGCCACCACAGACAGUGGAUAAGAGGCCAGCGCCUCCAGAAGACGAGGUGUCUGUUGCAGCAGGAAAAUUAGCAAAAAAGAUCACCAACACUGUGGCCAAGAUUGAUAAGCUUGUGGAGGACAUUACCAUGCAUACAUCUUCGGAGGACAGCUUCAGCCUCAGCUCAGAGGACCAUUUUGCAGACUGGCCUUAUGGAUCAGAUGAACUCCAUGAGGCCCGGGCCAAGUCAUGCUCCCCCUGCCGCCUCUCUGAUACCAGCAACUUUGCACACAGAGAACGUCUAAACAGAGCCUAUGCUCUCUUACGUCUCAAAACCACCCAUGCAAGUUUGUCCACUGACAGUCUCAACAGUGGCAGUACCAGUGAUGGCUAUUGUGGUAGCAAGGACCAGAUUAGGCCCUCAGCGAGAUCAGCAAUAGCGCAAAGACGACCUAACAAGCUUGAUCUUAAGGUGGCCCAUCAAGAAUAUCUUAACAUCAGAGCUCAUGUUCUCAAUGCGACAAGUCCGAUCGAUGUGCCAGAGAGAGAUUCUGUGGACAACAAAGAGGUUCAAUUGCUUGAACUAAAUAGCACAGAAACAGAGAAGAGCCAAGAGCUGCCCCUGCAAACACCAGCUAGUGCAUCAACUAAAAUGUCUUCUGAUGUCAGCAUGACUUCCAUAAAGCUGUCCCCUUCCUACCAACAUGUCUCUCUAAUUCAAAGUGUCUCCAAGUUUGGUGUUGCAAAAAGUGCCAUCAAUGUGCAGGCAGCUCAAGCAAUGAGGAGACAAGCAUGGGUCCCAACUGUGAUGACUGGAGGGAGUUUAGGCAAGUUUUCUCCGAUGAGCUCUGCUAGAAGUCCAACCAUUGGCCCAAUGGAGACACUGCAGAAGUAUUCGGUGGAGAACACCCCAAUCUGUUUCUCCCGUUGCAGUUCCCUGUCCUCCCUCUCCUCUGGUGAUGGAGCUCUUGACGGACAGAGUCAAAGUGAAAAUGAGUUGGAGAGUGACUCAUCACUUGAGAUCAUUGAAAUGGAAGAUGGGGAUCUGGUCAAUAGGGAGGAGGAGAAUGAGACCCUGGAGGAUUUAAGUGAUAGCCAACUGCUAGUCACCGAUUCAAAAACCUGUCUGAGCAUUGGGUCUGAUCCUAUUGAAAUUCCCUGCCCCACCAAACGUGAAAAGGUGUUCCUCAGGGGUGUAUCACCAGGCAUACUUGAGGACAGAUCACCUUCAAGUUCAUCAGAGAACUACAUCCAUGAGACCCCACUUGUGAUGAGCCGUUGUAGCUCGGUCAGCUCACUGGGUAGCUUUGAGUCUCAUUCAAUUGCCAGCUCCAUACUUAGUGAUCCAUGCAGCGGAAUGAUCAGUGGAACCAUAAGUCCAAGUGAUCUUCCUGACAGUCCAGGGCAAACCAUGCCCCCCAGUCGAAGCAAAACCCCAUGCUUUGCUGAAUCAAAUGGACCAGAAACCCAAAAUGCCGGGACAGCAGGGCAGUGGGAAAGCAGCUUGCGCAAGUUCAUGGAAAUUGCAGACUUUAAGGAAAGGAUCAACUUACCUCCAGAUUUGGACACCAUGAUCUACUUUACAGUAGAAAAACCCACAGAGAACUUUUCAUGUGCCUCCAGCUUGAGUGCUCUACCUCUUCAUGAGCACUACAUUCAGAAGGAUGUGGAACUGAAAUUGACUCCCUUACUCCAGCAAAAGGACAACAAUCCAUCAUUCUCAAGGGCUCAUGGAGAUAGAGGUGACAAUGAGCAUCCUUCUUUUAUGGACCAAGGGGAGAGAUAUAGUGAGGGCAAUUCAGAUGAUGAUAUAGAAAUUCUCAAAGAAUGCAUCAAUUCAGCAAUGCCCUCCAAGUUCAGGAAAGUAAUGCCCUCCUUGAUCUCCACCUUACCCACCCAUGUUCUAAACUCCCAAACCAGAAAACCUAUACCUGUUUAUAUGAUGGUUCCUAACAAUGCCAAUCAAAUGUGCUCAGGGAGAAGGAUUGUGAUGCAACAAAAGGACUUAUAUCUUGAUGAUUCAUCAUACACUGAUUCUACUGAGGGCACCCCUGUCAACUUUUCCAGCACGACAUCGUUAAGUGACGAAACACUUCAGUACUCAGUGAGGGACAAGGGGGCAAAAGAUUGGAGGGUUAGAAGUAUGAACAAACAGGAAUUGUUGGAUCAAGAGGCAAAGAGAAUUGAAGACCUUCGGGUUUUCUCGCACUUCCACAAGUCCACUAAAAUGACCAGUCAGCCUGACAUACUUGUCAAUCAAAUGAGCAGGUCAAUCAAACAUGUCAUUCCCACUCAAAGAGUACUGAUGCAGAGCAAAGAAGUUGCUGAUAGAGUGGCUAAUCAGAGAAACCGUGAUCAAUCACCCAAUCAACAAAGACAAGAGCAGGGACAGGUCCUGACAAGGAAACUGGAUCUACCUAUCAUAAAGCCAAACACAGAAGGGAACCAAAAUCAGAGAGCAAUAGAGAGAAAUAAGGCUUUUCAGUCCAUGCCCCAUCCAACAUCUACAGGGGAAGCCAUUUAUUGCUUGAAUGAUGACCAGACAGACAAAGAGGAGGGAGUGAUGAAAAGGACAGGGAGAAAACAGAUGAGAGAGUCCAGCAGAAACACUCUCUCCCGAAGUAUGACUAAUAUUGGUCGGAUUGACAAUUCCCAGACAAGACCCAAAGGCUUUAAUAGGAUCAAACACAAACUAAUCAUGGAGGAAACACCCACAUGUUACUCUCUUAGUUCAUCUCUUAGCUCUUUGAGUGAUGCAGAAUUUGAGGAACACCAAUCAAAAUCUCAGCAAGUAUGGGUGAAAAACAAACACAACAAGAUAUCUAACCAGGUCCAACAAACAAGACCAAUGCACAUCCACAAUCAGUAUGAGGAACAAAGCUCACCAAGCUCAGUCAGUAUGGAUUCAGAGGAUGAUCUUCUGCAAAAAUGCAUAACAUCUGCAAUGCCAAAGCAGAGGAAGAAGCUCUCUGCAAGAAAGAAAGCAGAGAAGAAGCAGAAACAAAGAAACGACAUGCAGAAAGUGUCCGGUGGAUGGAACAAUGAACAAGACUUUGACAGUGACGAUAUAGCAUCUGAUAAAGACUCAGACCUCAACAGUGUUGAAUGGAGAGUAAUACAAGAAGGAGCUAAUUCUGUUGUCACAAGGUUACAAGCAUCAAAGUCUCAAGAACAUUCCUCUGAAGAGACUGAAUCUGUCCUCUCAUUUAUGUCUGGAUCUAGCUUUACGCCUAAAGAAAAGAAGAUCUUUAAAGACAAAAAAGCAAACAAACCACUGGACUUUAACCAACGUAAACCAGUUCCAAAUCUGCCAGUGGUCUUCAGAGGUAGAACAGUGACAUACACGCCUAAGAAAGAGACAAAUCUUUCGCAAAGGCCGCCUCCUAAUAAAGAAUCCUCCAAAACAGAUGCUCCAAAGAAUCCAAACCUUGCUCAACAGAGGUCAAAGAGUCUCCACCGUUUGGGACAACCCCUGGACUCCACACAGUGGUGUUUGCCGAAAAGAAGCUCAACCCCACCUCCGAGGAUACCAAAGAGCUCAUCCUCUGGAUCAUCUCAAAGCUCUACUCCAUCGAGACAGUCACAGAAGAAAAUAAUCUCCCCCUCACAAACAAGUAAAUCUGUUCCCCAAAAAGAUAACACACCAGCAAGUAGUCCACCUGAAAGAAAGGGACGUUCCACUGUUCCUUCAAAUCAGAGCCCAAUAUCUCCAGGACACAAAACACAGAAGUCACCCGUCCGAAUACCCUUCAUGCAGAAUGCAGCAAGACAGUCCAGAACUCUAUCGCCAUUGGUAACCAACCAAGCCACAAGUAUCAACAGACAAAACAGUCAGGUGGCUGGAAAAAUAAUCCCUCCAGCCAAUCGUUUUGACUUAGUCAGCAUGACAUCUACCCAUUCAAGCAGCAGCGAGUCUGACCGCAAUGGGUUCCUGAGGCAAUUGACCUUUAUCAAGGAAUCGAAGACAAGGAUGAGACGUGACAUUUCGUCCUCACGCUCUGUGCCUACCUCGCAGCACGCAUCGCCCAGAAAAGCAAUUCCAGGUGCUCCUGCAGUCUUCCUAUGCUCAUCUCGAUGCCAAGAGCUAAAGGUAGUUGCUCAGGGGCCAAGAAGAAUGCAAGGAAAGGGCCCCGGGCAAAGGCAAGAGCCUAGGCAGGAGCAGGGGCUUCAAAGGCAGACUGUGACUCUGUCCAGAGCCUGCUCUAGUGACCGAGACCUCUCAACGAGGCGUCCAGCCAGGAGAACCAGCUCAGAGAGUCCCUGCAGGGUGCCUCCGAGAAACAUCUCUGCAACCAAGCAGCAGGCAAGAGACAACAUCAAGCGCCAUUCCUCAUCGCCCAGCAUAAACAUACUAAGCAGAGUAACCAGCCGCUCCUCCCUCCGCUCCUCGUCCUCCGACUCAAGUGGGCGAGCCAAGAGUGAGGACGAUACAAAGAAGAAGCAGCAGAGAACUGGAUCACACCUCAAUGACAGAGUCACCUGGAGGAGGAUUCGGGAUGAGGAUGUGCCUCAAAUCUUGAAGAGCACUCUGCCAUCUACUGCAUUGCCUCUGUUGCCUGUUCCUGAAGGGCCAAAACCAAAACCACCAGCACUGCCAAGGAAACUGCCGACCAUUUUACUUAAGUCAAGAAAGACGAGCGACGCUACAGUCCAAACAGAGGAUUUCUCGUCCAACAAGACCAACUCAAGCACCUCUCCAACUGUUGAGACAGCUCCAAUCAUCUCAGAGGAGGCAGCGAGACUAGCCCUCCUUAGAAAGAUCAGCAUUGGCUCCGGCCAAGAUGGAGACUCUGAUGGAUCCCUAAAGAGUUACAGCACAGCAUCCUCUGGAAACGCUCACUCUGUGGAAACUCACACAGGCGGUGUCGGCCAUUUCCGUCAGAGCUCCCCCAGCAAGGCAGUUCGGGUCACCCCAUUCAACUACAUACCCAGCCCCAUGGCCUGCUGUCUGCAAGACGCACAGAGCCAAGCAACAACAAUCAAUGAGAAGUCAUGUGAAAAAUCUGAAGCCUAGUACCUACUACGUAGUACCGUAUGUACUUCUGUACAAUUGAGAUGAGAAAAAUCCUACUGUGUUCCUGAUUGAAACUAACACAAAUACUUGUGUAUAUCAAUCCUUUUACCUCGGGUAUUGAACCUUCUUUUUCCUCACUGCAUCAGAAACAUGUCUUCAAAAAAGAACACUUGUCAUUUCAAAUCAUCUGAUCCCACAUGUCAUUCAUACAAGUUGGAUGUAUGCAUUAAGACAGGACUUCAUUGGAUAGAAUAACUCUAUCCUAUAUUUAGAGAGGAGUUACGGGGAGUAGCCUAAUCUCAUACAAAAUGCACAUUUUUGUACUUUUUGUAUUUGUAUAUAAACCAUUGCUUGUUAGAAGAUUAGUGUAGACAUGACAACAUAGAAAAAAUGCAAUUGUCUGUGGAUUUCAAGACAUACAGCACCAUCAUCAAAAUGAAGGAACAACCAUUAUUGAAAAACAAUAUGCAAAUCAUUGAGUGAAAACCCAGCUGGAAGACUUGUGUGUUUUUGAAAAGGUACUACUGUGGCUCCAAACUAAUUUGAAAAAGACUGUGAAAUACAUCAAAAUAUGGACAUAAUAUUAUGUAAAGUAUUUACUAUGUACCCACAUGUUACUGCUUCGCCUUCGCCACACUAUUUACAACUGAGGAUACCACACUGUUAGCCUUCACUUUAGAACCACUGCAGGAAUUGUUAUUGCCAAUAGUUAAAGUUAAAUAGUCAGCACUGCUGGAACACUAUGUUAUCUGUAUUCUGUUUCAAAAGCGGUAUUGUAAAUGCAUGCAGACCAAUGUUCCCUCUAAACUGAGCGCAUGCGCAGAAGUGCACCUCCUCCAGGACUGCCACGCAGAAAAAAAGCCAGGUGGCUCAGAGAUUCAAGAGUUCACUUCACUGAGUUCACAUUAUAAAGAGCAACAUUUUCUGUGCUCGACUCAACAUUAUAUCAACCCCUUUUUAAUGCAACAAACCAAAACAAAUCCAACUUUGCAAGAUUUAGUCUGUUAUUUGGUUGUAGCCAGAGCGCAACGGAGUAGAAUUCUAUUGGCGGGUGUAGCCCACGAGCGGUAUUUCAAUCACCCGCGAGUGAAUGGCUUUUCAGAUCAGAGCCGCGCGUGUGGACAUUUGUUAAAAUUUCGUUGCUAGAUAGCGAGUUAUUAGGCCAGUUAUAGAUAAGUAUAGGUCAGCAAUGGAGAGGUACUGCUUCAUACAAGAGCACAAAACGUGUAGGCUACAUUUCAAGCUUUCUUUGAAAAGCCAGUCAGGUAAAAAGCUUAUGUCUUAAUUAAAGGGGCAGUGUUGUAUUUUGAGACAGGCGUGAAUAUGCACAUAAGCCAAUAGGAAGAGGGGUAGCCUACAUUAUCUAAUUCGCUGUAUGGUAAUAAUAAUUAAUUGAAUUUUGUAAAGUGGUUUCUUGCAUCAUAUAACACUAUACAAUGCAAUUUACAGUCACCUAUUUUACCCAUGGAGUUAGAGAAUAAGUAAAAAAUAAUGAAUUAAUGUCAAGCCCUUCAUAAUGUAAAAACGUUUUAAAACGUCUCAUGCAAUGUAGUCCUGCAUUGAACACCACAUAUAGGCUACUGUAGGCUAUUUCAUAGAAAUCAAAAUCUAUUUCCAUGUGAAUGUUAUGGGAUUUGCUCCAUUCGUUUUGUUGGUAGGCCUACAUUAUGCUCAAAUAGCCACAAUAGCCUAUUGGUUACUGUCUAAAACUGUAAACACACGCCGGAAGUUGGACAAAAUUCUCACAACAUUCAAGUUUCCGCUCACAAGAUCUAAAAUUUGAUUUGCGCAGCACACCAAAAAAAUUGAGGGAACAUUGAUGCAGACAUGCAGUAGAACUCUAUAAGCUUCCCAGUGAGCAAAAACAACUCUUGUGUUGCUCCUUACAGCAUGCUAAAUACACCUGUAUUACACCUGUUAAUAUUGUAGAUGUUGGACUAAAAUUAACUUCUCCUCGGUGGCAUUCUUCCUUAUUUAAAAAGACCUACAAAAAAUAACCAGCCAUGGGAACAAACAUACAUUUCUUGUCCAUCUCCAUUCUGGAUCAAGUGGCAGUGAGAAUAUGCCAUGCUCAUUGAUUCUAAUUGUAGAUGAACAGUUUGAAUGACUGUAUUUCAACUUAAUAGCUGUAAAAGCCUUUGUCUAUUGAAUGCUAUGACAUAUGUGUUUGCCUCUAGAAUCACGUAAAGUAAUCAGAGAGCAGGUACUGUACAAUAUGGUGUGAAGGUGGACGAUGGUCGUUAAGAAACCACUGUUGGGUUCUACACAAGAGUACACAUACAGAAAUUAUUCUGUAGAAAUAUUUACAGAAAGGUGUUAAUAUCCGCUUAAACGUCUUGCUGUCUGUAGUGAUAGGUCAAAGAACUCAAGCAUAAAGACCUUAGAAAUAAAAAUGCAUAUUCUCUGUAGUUGUAACAUCAUCUGUUCAUAUGUUCUCGUUAAGAGAUGUAACCAAGACAACUCGAUUGAGAGAAGUGCUUGACAGAAAUUAAACUAAUCUGGCGUGAUUUCCAUGGAAUUUAAGAGCUGUUUAUUCUCAUUUAAUGUACAAUGUUAAAUUGAGUCAGGUAACAUUUCCAAAGCAUUUGAGUAAUGCAAUUAACCAAGCCCCUUUGUCACAAUGGCCAUUGAUAAUGUAUAAACAGCCCUUGAAGACUAGUAGUGACAAUGGAGUACAUAGGAAAAUUGUCAAAGAUCAAGACAGUAUUCUUGAACUCUUUUGCAAAGGUUCUUACAACGGAAAUGUUGUAUAAUGUAUGUUACAAAUCAGAUUAAAAGAUCCAAGGUUGUACACCAUGAAUGUCAUAGACCUUGUUUAUACCUGGCAUUAAAUUAUGUAAAGUUAGAUUCAAUGCUUGAAAGCACCGGAAAGAUUUGUGAACGAGUCUAGUGAAAUCCCCUCCCAAGGUGGAAUAGAAAGCCGAUUUGGAUCGGCCAUGACUCGGAACUGGAAUACUGUAUUAGCAAUUAGGUAUCCUGUGAGACCAGUGUCAUUUUGAUAUUACUCACUUUGCUACAACUAGGAUAGGCGAAAUUAAGUUGGACCAUGGGGUGAAAGGAAAAAAGGAUUAUAGCAGAUCAGAUAUGGGGUAGAAGAAAUCUCAUGCCAUGUAUAAACAGGGCCAUAGACAAAUGGUACCAUGUGAUAUAGGCCAAGGAAUGAAAGUCAUCAUAAUACAUUUUCUCAUCAAAUAAAUUGUGGACGUGUAUCAUUUA